CUGCGUUAUACCAUAAAAUUUCUUUGCCCCCUCCUAAAACCCCUCUUUAUUCGUCUCGUCUGCCCAAAACCAAAACCAGUCUCUACAUUUCUUCUCUUGUUCAGUUUGUGCAGAGUAUUUACAUACCAGCAUAACAGAGUUGUCCUGUGAAACACAUGCUUCUCUUCAUAGAUCAAGAAACGUUUAAAAAUGGCUUCUAGAGCAAUCUUGAGAAGGAGGAGGUUUAUUUCGGAUUACCUGAAUGCCUCCACACGUUCAAUUCAAAGCUUCCAAUGCAUUGGAAAUGCUGCACGGGAUCAGGAUUCUCAAGGUUAUAAGUCCAUUACUAAUCAUCCCUCUGUAAAUUCUAAUUGUGUAAGGGAAUUGGGAAGACGGACUUUAGGAAGGGAGGAAUUUCUGGUAUUGUCAAGCUUUGGAUAUACUAACAGUAGAUUCCAUAGCAUUCCAUUUCUGGGCCUUCGAUAUGGAAGAUUAGAAUUCAUAUCUCCAAUGAGUCAAAGUUUGAUGUCACUGUCCAUUCGUAGUGUUUCCACAGCUACUGCAAAGCAACCUGAAUUUGAUGGUGAGGAUGAUGAGGGAAUGGUUGCCAAAAAGAAAAAGGAAGCAUCCCCUGAAGAAUGUGAUCGGGCAAUCGAGGGUUUGAAUACUGCAAAAGCCAAAGCGAGGGCCAAACGUUUGCAAGAAUCUGAAAAGAUUGCCAGAUCCAUCUUAGAAGGGGUGUGGUCAAAGGUUAUGGGGAUAGGACCAGCUUUAAGAGUUGUAGCUUCCAUGAGCAGGGAGGACUGGGAAAAGAAACUUGCUCACUGGAAACAUGAAAUCAUUUCAACAUUGCAGCAUUAUUGGCUGGGCUUUAAGCUACUUUGGGCAGAUGUGAGGAUUAGUUCAAGAUUGCUGUUAAAACUUGCUGGUGGGAAGAGUCUCUCCCGAAGGGAAAGGCAACAACUAACUCGAACAACAGCUGAUAUAUUUAGGCUAGUUCCUUUUGCAGUUUUCAUCAUAGUGCCAUUUAUGGAAUUCUUGCUGCCGGUGUUCUUGAAAUUAUUUCCUAAUAUGCUGCCAUCAACUUUUCAAGACAAAAUGAAAGAAGAGGAAGCACUGAAAAGGAAGUUAUAUGCAAGAAUUGAAUAUGCCAAGUUUCUCCAGAACACAGUCAAAGAAAUGGCGAAAGAAGUUAAAAACUCAAGGAGUGGAGAACUGAAAAAAACUGCUGAGGAUCUUGAUAAGUUUUUGAGCAGGGUUAGAACAGGUGCUGGUGUAUCCAAUGAGGAAAUUUUGGGAUUUGCUAAGCUAUUCAAUGAUGAGCUUACUCUAGAUAACAUUAGCAGGCCUCGACUUAUAAGUAUGUGCAAAUAUAUGGGAGUUAGCCCUUUUGGAACAGAUGCAUAUUUACGUUAUAUGCUCCGGAAAAGACUCCAAAGGUGA
This is a messenger RNA of Carica papaya (papaya), 1422 nucleotides long. Lineage: Eukaryota; Viridiplantae; Streptophyta; Magnoliopsida; Brassicales; Caricaceae. The record is from RefSeq and is a predicted model, not a curated record.